Molecule: messenger RNA, 455 nt
Organism: Rhizopus microsporus ATCC 52813
Lineage: Eukaryota; Fungi; Mucoromycota; Mucoromycetes; Mucorales; Rhizopodaceae
Exons: 1
Coding region: 12-356 (114 amino acids)
Source: RefSeq, a predicted model, not a curated record
AAGGAACAAAAAUGACGGAAUACAGAGAUGAAAAGCUUGUUGCUGAAUUAGAAAAAGAGAUACAAGACAAUGAGUGUGGUGUUGAUGAUCUCCUCUGGUGUUGCUGCUGUGGCGUGUUUGGCCUGAUCUGUAUUGUUCCAAAGUAUAAUAAGCGAAAAUUAGCUAAUGAUAGAUUAAUAAUUGAGCUGCAAAAACCAAAAUAUAAUCCUAAUCAAGCCUAUCCUGGUCCUCAACAUCCUCAACCGAUGUAUGUCGCUCAGGCAGCACCUGUUCCUCAGUAUGCUCCUCAGCUUCCUCCUCAAUAUCCACCUAAUCACUCUCCUCACCCUGUUUCCGAAAAGAUGCCAGGACAUUAAUCAGUAAAUCACUAGAUGUGACUGAAACUCCAAGUAAAGAGAUUGUAAUCACAGUGACACAAUGUAUAUAGCGCUGGUAUAGCUAUAGUCAUAGACGAU